AUGGCUUAUUCUCAAUCCAUUAAUAAAAGUCAACUACAAGUACCUACAAAUUGUCAUCUAUGUGAUACUGAGAAAAACAUCAGGUGGAAAUGCACAGAUUGUGGACUAUUUAUGUGUGAUAAAUGUAAAGAUGAAAGACAUUGUAGAAUAAGAAAUGCACAGGAUCAUAAGGUCAUAAAUAUCGAAGAUGUUGAUCUUAACAAUGAAGAAAUUGAUUUAAAAAAUAUUCAAUGUUCAAAACAUGCUGAAAAAUCUUGCCGUCUUUUUUGCAAGAGAUGUGACAGUCUUGUUUGUCCUAUUUGUGUGUCUGAAGUUCAUAUAAAUCAUGUAAAUCAACUUAUUGAGAUUAGGGAAGCAUACAAUACUAAAAUAGAUAGGCUGAAACAAGGACAAAGUCAAAUUAAAAUGGAAAAAGAGAAGGUCAUCACCAGAAAAAAACUUUUGGAACAGCAUAAGAAUGCUGAAAAUGUGAAGCACAGCAAAGUAAUCCAGAGUAUUAUGAAUCAUGGCGAUUUGUUGAAAAGGACUAUUGACAAAUAUAUCCAAAAACUAAAAAAUGAAAAUGAUGAAAAUAUAAAGACUAUUUUGAAGUCAAUUGAUACUGAAAUACAUACAGUUUCGAAAUCCAUGAGAGAAGUUUACUUAAAAUACAAUGAAAUUGGUGACUUUCUUAAAACCAGAGACAUUACUAAGUUUUUUACUGACAUAAGGAGAAUUGAAAAUUCAAUGGAAGUCAAAGCACCGAAAACACAUUCUACAUACAAUUCUACACCUAUUUUUUACUCAGGGGAAAUAACUCAAACAAAUGUUGGAGUUUUAAAAAAGCCAGAGAAAUUAUUAGUUUCAUUUCAUAUUAUUGAAGAGUAUCUUACAGAACUUUCUGCUGUAUCGGAUAUCAUUUCAUAUGAAGAUUCUAUUUAUAUUAAUUCAGCUUUAGACAAUAACGUUGUAAAAGCAGAACCUAAGGAGAAAAAACUUGAUGUAGUUUCGACCUUGAACUUGGCAGUUUAUGGAAUGGCAAUAUCACCGUCAAAUGACCUCCUUCUGUCUGUUGGGAAAUCAAGACUUCAACAACUUAACAUUUCCACCGGUGAACUUUCAGACACUGUAUAUAAUGUGAAACCUUUAGCUUCCACAAUAAUCCACAUAACCAGUAAUAAUAAAGUUAUAGUAGGAGGUGUUAAUGAUAAACUAGGAAGAAAAGCUGUGUUUGUAAUGAACGAAAAGGGAGACCAUGAGACUGUGUAUGAACAUGAUCAACAUAAUCAACCUAUACUUACAUACCCUAGGAGUAUUACCAGUACCAGUACUGGCAAUAUCCAUGUGGUGGACCGUGAACCAGGUCAGGAAGGAAGAGUGGUAGUGUUUGAACCAGGAGGCGAAAUAAUUAAUUCAUAUAAUGGCCAUCAAAAAAUCAACAAACUCAAAUCAUUUAAACCAAAUAGAAUAGUAACAACAAAAAGUGACAAUGUUUUGGUGUCUGAAAUGAAUACGAACUCCUUACACAUCCUGGAUAGUACAGGGAACCUUGUGUCAUGGUACAACACUAAAGACAUAGGAAUACUACAUCCAGUUUCCCUUUCGUUCACACAGACAGGACAACUCUUCAUAGCAUGUGGUGCAGAAGAAGGCCAUACAACCAAAGACGCCAAAAUUUAUAAAGUGACUAUAUCAGGAUGUUAA
Mytilus trossulus (common blue mussel) is the source of this 1683-nucleotide messenger RNA. RefSeq lists its product as uncharacterized. The transcript has a single exon. The record is from RefSeq and is a predicted model, not a curated record. Gene Ontology annotation, molecular function: zinc ion binding. Lineage: Eukaryota; Metazoa; Mollusca; Bivalvia; Mytilida; Mytilidae. The coding region runs from base 1 to 1683 and encodes 560 amino acids.